Molecule: messenger RNA, 3446 nt
Organism: Candoia aspera
Lineage: Eukaryota; Metazoa; Chordata; Lepidosauria; Squamata; Candoiidae
Gene: CSE1L
Product: chromosome segregation 1 like
Exons: 25
Coding region: 120-3035 (971 amino acids)
Biological process (GO): protein export from nucleus; protein import into nucleus
Cellular component (GO): nuclear envelope; cytosol
Molecular function (GO): nuclear export signal receptor activity; small GTPase binding
Source: RefSeq, a predicted model, not a curated record
CGUCACCACGUCGCCGCCGCCGCGCCGUCUCACCGAGGUUUGAAUGUGAAGCUGAGCCGUGGGAGGAGUUGCUGCCGUCGUUGCUACUCGCGCUGUCAGGGGACCCGUCAGGUUCGGUUAUGGAGCUGAGUGAUGCCAAUUUGCAGACUUUAACAGAAUACUUAAAGAAGACACUAGAUCCUGAUCCUGCCAUAAGGCGUCCUGCGGAAAAGUUCCUUGAAUCUGUUGAAGGAAGCCAGAAUUAUCCACUGCUACUCUUAACACUAUUGGAGAAGUCACAAGAUAAUGUCAUAAAAGUCUGUGCUUCUGUCACAUUUAAGAAUUAUAUUAAAAGAAACUGGAGAAUUAUUGAAGAUGAACCAGACAAAAUAUGUGAAACUGAUAGGAUAGCUAUUAAAGCCAACAUAGUACACCUGAUGCUUAGCAGCCCAGAACAAAUUCAGAAACAGUUAAGUGAUGCUAUUAGCAUAAUUGGCAGAGAAGACUUUCCUCAGAAGUGGCCUGACCUGCUAACAGAAAUGGUAAAUCGCUUUCAGAGUGGUGAUUUCCAUGUUAUUAACGGAGUUCUUCGUACAGCACAUUCUCUAUUCAAAAGGUACCGUCAUGAGUUUAAAUCAAAUGAACUGUGGACAGAGAUCAAACUUGUCCUUGAUGCAUUUGCACUACCCUUGACCAAUCUCUUCAAGGCCACCAUUGAGCUUUGCAGUACUCAUGCAAAUGAUGCCAGCGCUUUGAAAGUUCUGUUCUCCUCUCUGAUUCUUAUUGCUAAGUUGUUCUACAGUUUAAACUUUCAAGACCUUCCUGAAUUUUUUGAAGAUAACAUGGAAACUUGGAUGAUGAACUUCCAUAACCUUUUAACUUUGGAUAAUAAACUCUUACAAACAGAUGAUGAAGAGGAAGCUGGUCUUCUAGAGCUUUUGAAAUCCCAAAUUUGUGACAACGCUGCUCUCUAUGCACAAAAAUAUGAUGAAGAAUUUCAGCCUUACCUGCCCCGUUUUGUCACUGCAAUUUGGAAUUUAUUGGUCACAACUGGUCAAGAAGUUAAGUACGAUCUGCUGGUAAGUAAUGCAAUCCAGUUCCUGGCUUCCGUUUGUGAGAGACCCCAUUACAAGCACCUGUUUGAAGAUCAGAAUACAUUGACAAGUAUUUGUGAAAAAGUUAUUGUUCCCAAUAUGGAAUUUAGAGCUGCUGAUGAAGAAGCUUUUGAAGAUAAUUCUGAAGAAUAUAUUAGAAGAGAUUUGGAAGGGUCAGAUAUUGAUACCAGACGCAGAGCAGCCUGUGAUCUAGUAAGGGGCUUAUGCAAGUUUUUUGAAGGACCUGUGACGGGGAUCUUUUCUGGUUAUGUUAAUUCUAUGCUGCAAGAAUACGCAAAAAAUCCAUCUGUCAAUUGGAAACAUAAGGAUGCUGCUAUUUACCUUGUAACAUCUUUGGCAUCAAAAGCUCAAACGCAAAAGCAUGGAAUAACCCAAGCCAAUGAACUAGUAAAUUUGACAGAAUUCUUUAUGAAUCAUAUUCUACCAGAUUUAAAGUCUCCUAAUGUAAAUGAAUUUCCAGUGCUUAAGGCUGAUGGCAUUAAAUACAUCAUGAUUUUCAGGAACCAAGUACCUAAAGAACAGCUGUUGGUGUCUAUUCCUCUCCUAAUCAAUCACCUUCAAGCAGAAAGUAUUGUAGUUCAUACAUAUGCAGCCCAUGCCCUUGAAAGAUUAUUUACAAUGAAAGGAGCUAACAAUACCACACUAAUUACAGCUUCAGAGAUGGUUCCAUAUGUUGAAAUGCUGCUAACAAAUCUUUUCAAAGCCCUGACACUUCCAGGGUCAUCUGAAAAUGAGUACAUUAUGAAAGCUAUCAUGAGGAGUUUUUCUCUUCUUCAGGAAGCCAUAAUUCCAUAUAUCCCUUCUCUAAUCACUCAACUCACAGAGAAACUGCUUGCUGUUAGUAAGAAUCCAAGCAAGCCUCACUUUAACCAUUAUAUGUUUGAAUCUAUCUGCUUGUCAAUACGGAUAACUUGCAGAGCAAACCCUACAGCUGUUGGAAGCUUUGAAGAUGCUCUAUUUAUGGUAUUCACUGAGAUUCUGCAGAAUGAUGUCCAAGAAUUCAUUCCAUACGUAUUUCAAGUGAUGUCUCUACUGCUGGAGAUGCAUAAAAAUGAUAUCCCAUCAUCCUAUAUGGCCUUAUUUCCACAUCUACUUCAGCCGGUCUUGUGGGAAAGGUCAGGAAACAUCCCCCCUCUGGUGAGACUUCUUCAGGCCUAUUUGGAGAGAGGUGCCAAUACAAUAGCAAGUGCUGCAGCUGACAAAAUUCCUGGACUACUAGGAGUGUUCCAGAAACUUAUUGCUUCUAAGCUUAAUGACCAUCAGGGGUUCUACCUUCUCAACAGCAUUAUAGAACAUAUGCCCCCCGAAUCCAUUGAUCAGUACAGGAAGCAAAUAUUCAUUCUGCUUUUCCAAAGACUUCAAAAUUCCAAAACAACAAAAUUUAUUAAAAGUUUCUUAGUCUUCAUCAACUUGUACUGCGUAAAAUAUGGAGCAAUAGCACUUCAAGAAAUAUUUGACAGUAUACAACCAAAGAUGUUUGGAAUGGUUUUGGAGAAAAUCAUAAUACCAGAAAUACAGAAAGUAUCAGGGCACGUGGAAAAGAAAAUCUGUGCAGUUGGCAUCACAAAGAUUCUCACAGAAUGUCCUCCAAUGAUGGACACAGAGUACACGAAGUUAUGGACACCCCUCCUUCAAGCCCUUAUUGGUCUUUUUGAACUGCCUGAAGAUGACACUCUUCCUGAUGAGGAACACUUCAUUGAUAUAGAAGAUACUCCAGGAUACCAGACUGCAUUUUCUCAGCUUGCCUUUGCGGGGAAAAAAGAACAUGAUCCAGUUGGCCAAAUUGUGAAUAAUCCCAAAAUCCAUCUUGCACAAUCUCUUCAUAAAUUAUCUACUGCAUGUCCAGGCAGAGUUCCUUCAAUGCUGAGUACCAGCCUGAAUGCCGAAGCUUUGCAGUUCCUUCAAGGAUACUUACAAGCUGCAAGUGUAACAUUGGUCUGACGUUUUUAUUCUGAGUGGCAGAAUUUCAGUUACAUGAAAGAACGCUGAUAUUGACUGUCUUCUAAACAAAGCUCGGACAGGAUGAAACGAGUUGCUAUUUCAGAAAUACAUCACAGAAUUAUUGCUUGAUGCAGAAGCUGAAUGAUAUUUUGUUCAUGUGAUCAUAAGUAAAGAAGGAAGUGACUUUCCUUUUCCCAGUUUGCUUUCUAAGGGAAUAGUGGUAGAAGUUUAUCAUUUGGGAUUGAUUGGAAUUUCACAUAUGCCAUGAUUGGGUAACAUUUUAAAAUAUACUGAAUACUGGCUGCACACUCAUGUUGUCACAAUUUUUUUCCCAGUUUGUCAUUUGUAUUUCUUUAGUGUCUUCUAAAAUUUAUCUGAAUUGUGAAUAAAUAAGUUCUUGUUUAAAAAGUA